AUGGGCGGGCUGGAAUAAUUUAGUGACAGGACAGAGGGAGGCAGUAUAAAAGGUCAGUUUUGAUCGGGGGGGAGUCAGGUCAAGAAGAAUUUGGUACAGUCACACAGGAUAUUUUCCUACUUUGCAGCUUUUCCAUCCGCUGAGAUCAUGGCUGACUUUGACGCAGUUCUGAAGUUCUGGGGUCCAAUUGAGGCAGACUACGCUGGCAACGGGGGCCUGGUUCUGAACCGUUUAUUCACAGAGAACCCAGAAACCCAGCAGCUGUUCCCCAAGUUUGCCGGGAUUGCCAAGGGCGACCUGGCGGGAAAUCCAGCUGUUUCUGCCCACGGUGAAACCGUGCUGAAGAAACUUGGUGAGCUACUGAAGGCCAGAGGUAACCAUGCUGCAAUCCUCAAACCUUUGGCCAACAGCCACGCCACAAAGCACAAGAUCCCCAUUAAAAACUUCAAGCUGAUUUCUGAGGUCAUUGUUAAAGUCAUGGAGGAGAAGGCAGGGUUGGAUGCCGCCGGGCAGCAGGCCAUGAGGAACGUGAUGGCUGCUGUCAUCGCUGACAUUGACGCCACUUACAAAGAGCUGAACUUUGCUGGCUGAAGAUUAAAGUCACAUGAGUCAUGCAGGGGUCAGAUGACAAGAAGAUUUCCUACAUGCAUGUCCUGUUUUGAAAAUUAAAUUGCUUAACUCUUUGCAUACAUACAUUAAUUCAUUUCCACUGAGAGGAUUAUAGCUUCAUCGUACGAAUUAAAUAAGAUAAUAAGGUUCGCAUGUAUCUUCUACUGCAUUAUUGUACUAGAUUGCAUCAGAUGGCAUAGGUCUUUUGAUAGUGUGUCCUGUCAUAUAACUGCUGAGAAAUGAACAUGUUCUUCAUCUUGUUCAGGAUUCUUGUCUAACGUCAUACUGUAAACCCUGUUCAUAUAUUACCAAUAAAAGUCUGUCACUCUA
Molecule: messenger RNA, 939 nt
Organism: Scatophagus argus
Lineage: Eukaryota; Metazoa; Chordata; Actinopteri; Scatophagidae
Gene: mb
Product: myoglobin
Exons: 4
Coding region: 148-591 (147 amino acids)
Biological process (GO): oxygen transport
Cellular component (GO): extracellular exosome
Molecular function (GO): oxygen binding; heme binding
Source: RefSeq, a predicted model, not a curated record